Messenger RNA from Cantharellus anzutake, 1710 nucleotides. RefSeq lists its product as uncharacterized. Gene Ontology annotation, cellular component: fungal-type vacuole membrane. Gene Ontology annotation, molecular function: calcium:proton antiporter activity. Bases 1 to 1506 code for a protein of 501 amino acids. Gene Ontology annotation, biological process: calcium ion transmembrane transport; intracellular calcium ion homeostasis. The record is from RefSeq and is a predicted model, not a curated record. The transcript is spliced from 12 exons. Lineage: Eukaryota; Fungi; Basidiomycota; Agaricomycetes; Cantharellales; Hydnaceae.
AUGCAGUCACUUGUCAAUUCCCAACAACUCCCCCCUUUGCAAGAAGAACCUUCAUCCUCACGACGUGGUACUGCGGAACUCACACGGCCGGAAAACACGCACACUGCUGGCCCAGGUGCGCUGGAGGCUCAACAUGAAGAUCCCCAUCUCCAAUUGCCAGGUUCACACUGGGACCGCCCAAGUGGUGGUGUCGGUAAUCUGAGGGCCUUUUGGUCACGAUUGAAGGGUGAACACAAGAACCGUGUACCAGGAUGGGUGGAGAGUUUCAAGAAUGUGAUCUUUAGUUCAGCGCUUUCUUGGCUCAUCGUGUUCAUUCCACUCGCUUGGAUAUCACACUUCUCGCAUUGGAGCAGGAGCGCUACCUUUGCACUCUCGCUCUUGGCCAUAACGUCUCUCGAGAAAAUACUCGAGUAUGCGGGUGAAUCGUUCGCACAUUAUUGCGGUCAUUCUCUUGGCGAUUUGAUUACUAUCACUUUGGACAAUGUGGUGGAAGCCAGUUUGGCCAUUAUCCUUGUUUCUAGAUGCGACCUUCGUCUAGCUCAGAGUACGGUUGUUGGGGUAUUAUUGCUUCAUCUUUUGCUCGUACCGGGUGUAGCCUUCAUAACGGGAGGUGCUAAAGUCUUGCAUCAGCACCUUGACCCACAUGUUACAGAACUCAAUUCAUCGCUACUUACGAUUGGCGUCUUGACCCUCCUAAUCCCAGCCGCGUUCUUCUCCUCUAUCAUAGGCAACCAUGCUACGCCUACUUCCUCUGAGUCGCCUGUUAGCGAUGCUUCAAGGGACAAUUUCUUGAGGUUAAGUAGAGGGUUGGCCGUUAUUCUACUCGUCAUCAGAAUAUACCUUCACAACCCACCUGGAGAGGGAAACGCCCUAAGACUCACGGACAAUGCUCCACAAGCAUUAAAGGAAAAAGUGGCAAGAAUAGAGGAAGAAGAUGCGGAAAUGAAUCCUUGGUCUUCUUUGAUUGUGUUCGCGGUUGUUGUUCCUCUAACGGCUGUGACUGCUGAAUUCCUCGUCGAAAGCCUUGAACAUAUUCGCGAGACGUCGGGAAUUAAACAGGAAUGGUUUGGACUCAUCCUCCUCCCUGUCGUCUCCUACUCGGGAUCGGCGCUCGUCACGAUACUGUACUUCAUCCGAAAGGCGUUUUUAAGAAGCGUUGGAGGACCACCUGAUGAACUUGCCAAGGCACGGACGAUCGAUUUGAGUAUACAGUUUGCGUUGUUUUGGAUGCCGUUUUUGGUGUUGCUUGCAUGGUGGCAGAACAAGCCCCUGUUUUUGUUAUUUGAUCGAUUUGAGGUGGCGUUGGCCAUUGGGGCCUGCUUCCUCGUCAACACGGUCACGGAUGACUCCAAGACGAAUUGGGCCGAAGGAUUCGUUAUGAUUUCAUUCUACAUCAUGAUCGCGGUAGCGUCUUGGUAUUACGACGGAGAACAGGAAAUACAGGUGAUGCUCUUUUGUAAGAGCGUUGCUGCUUCGCUGAAUAGCGAAACGGGCUCGGGGGCUUGAGUCUUGAGUCUUCCCAAUUGAGCAUUGAAUUCCCCCAACCUCCCUUGAUCAAUUUUCACGUAAUUCCAUCUCAUAUGAGCAGAUGGAGUCGUAUCAUUUCAUGCACCCAUCUCUCCCUGGAGAGGAUUCAUUUCUCGGCGUAUCAUUUCGAUAGUUCUCAUUGGCUGUUCCGUGUGUACUCGAGUAUCUAGACACGUUCACCUA